Molecule: messenger RNA, 590 nt
Organism: Medioppia subpectinata
Lineage: Eukaryota; Metazoa; Arthropoda; Arachnida; Sarcoptiformes; Oppiidae
Source: the annotation of a GenBank genome assembly
AUUUCAUACGUUUAUUGAAUCAAACUUUUUGUGUCAAAACAAGUGAUAAUAAAUGGCGCGAAGACUGUCACCAAAUGAGACCAAUUGAUGAGAUAUUAGUUGCUAUAAUAGACACCAAUUGACAGGUUAUGGCGGAAAAGCCCGAAGACUUUAAUAUGCCGUCUAAUGUGGUCGCGAAGAUCAUCAAAGAGUCGCUGCCCUCAGGAGUGAACGUGAGUGCGGACGUGAGGAGCGCCGCCUCCAGAAUGAGUGCGGACGUGAGGAGCGCCGCCUCCAGAAGUGCGUCCAUUUUCAUCCUAUAUGUGACCACUUGUGCCAACUCUAUAGCCAUCGCUAAUAAACGGAAGACAUUGACGGCUCAGGACGUGAUCGAAGCCAUGAAUCAAAUCGAUUUCGAAGACUUCGCCGAAGAGUUGACUGCAUUUCAAAAGACAUUACAAAAAGAUAAAAACCAAAAACUCAAGAAUAAGUCGGAAGAGAACACAGAUUCACAAGACUUGGAUCACAACGAAGAUAAUGGCGAAGAAGAGGACGACGAAGAAGACGAAGAGGUGGAGGACGACGACGACGAGGAGGAGGAAGAAGACUAA